Molecule: messenger RNA, 1669 nt
Organism: Xylona heveae TC161
Lineage: Eukaryota; Fungi; Ascomycota; Xylonomycetes; Xylonales; Xylonaceae
Exons: 3
Coding region: 138-1619 (493 amino acids)
Biological process (GO): positive regulation of transcription by RNA polymerase II; DNA-templated transcription
Molecular function (GO): DNA-binding transcription factor activity, RNA polymerase II-specific; zinc ion binding; sequence-specific DNA binding
Source: RefSeq, a predicted model, not a curated record
AUCGACUUAUGGUUUGUGGGCCCAGCCUUGACAUCAUAUGCGGAGUUGACUGUUUUUGCAUAGUUGGGAGUGCUGCCGGUUCUACGUUUGCAAAAAUAUUCUUUUCCCAGCUAGACUUGAAAGAUCUGGACGAUCCAAUGGCUUCACUGACAGUUCAUCCGAUGGAAAUCCGUUGCACAGAGGCGCGUCCAGUGCUCGCAGCGUUGCCAUCUCGCAGGGCUGCCAAGUUUAUUCUAUCGAACUAUAUUGGUCGUGUGCACAUGUGGUGGCCAAUCCUCCACCUUCCUUCGUUAAGGAAUGGCUAUGAUAAGAUUUUCACGGAACCAAAUCGAUGUGAUGCCUUUCAAAAGUUUGUCGUCUUUAUUACCUUGGCCCUGGGAUCGUUUGAAGGAAGGAAGACAAUGGAUCGUGCUAUGCCACCUGACAUAUUUACGCCCUCCGAUUACUUUGCAACAUCUUCGAGGUUUUAUGCAGAGAUGAGAUCGAGGAGAACUCUGCAAGCGCUACAGGCAACUCUUCUUAUUUGCUUGUGGCUGAUGAGGACCCCUACGGCGAGUGCGAGUGAAGAUCUUUGGCAGCUAAGCCGGUUCGCCAUCUCUUCUGCGCAGGCUAUGGGCUGCCAUCGAAACCAUCCUCGACGAGAUAUUGACGCCUCGGAACGAGAGCUGAGAAGCAGGAUUUGGUGGUGCUCGUAUGCGCUAGAAAGGACAAUCGCCGUGGCUCUCGGGAGAACAUUGUCACUUCGAAAUCAAGCAAUUGAUACUCCAUAUCCCAGGAAUAAUGCAGAUGACGCGUUGACUGAUGAAGAGGCCAAAUAUGCCUCAGCUUUCAAGAGCAUGGGCAUCAUACCUGCAGUACACCUCUUCCGCUUGACUCGGAUUCUAGGCGAUACCUUGGAAUCUGUGUAUAUAGCACGUCCCCGAGUGAGACCGUCGCUCAGCUUAAAGGCAACUCGCCAAGUCUCCGAGGAUAUCCGAACGGAACUGAGGCGCUGGGAGCAGGAGAUUGACCUUUACACCCCAAUCGGAUCCCGGGAGAAUAAGGAAUUGCGAAUUCGCCAUAGCCUUGCUUCCUUGUUACUAAACCGACCAUCUCCUUCUUUUCCAUUGCCAGCUCAGGAGAAUAUGCAAGCCUGCUUGUCAGCUUCAAGCACUGCAAUUACACUUUGGACCGAGCUUUUAGAUGAAAAGGAACUGAAGAUAACGUGGAAUUUAUUCCAUGAUGUCUUUAUUAGUGGGCUCAGCUGGCUCUACUGUGGUUGGAGAACAACCAGUAUGGACGACGAGACCAUAAUUGCAAAUGCUCGGUCUUGUCUAAGGAUACUAGAGCAUACAUGCAACGAGGCAGGGUAUUCGAGGCGGCACCUUGGACUCUUUGACAAACUGACACGGAUAACAAUUGCUACGCGCCAACUACGCCAAGAAGCUCCGAACAUGUCAUCAAUGACCGAAAGCAAUGUUCCCAUGGACGUUGAUCUGGACGGGUCCCUGGAUCAAUUACUCUCCAACCUUGACUGGAGCUAUGGCAGACAAGACAAUGAGGCCACGGAUCCAUGGAUGAGCGCUUUCAUAUCGGAUAUUGAAAAGUUGCACCAAGAAAUUUCAAGACAACCUCAAUAGUUUCGGAAUGCGACACAAUGCGUAUAUUUAUGGUCUACAAGGAUAAUGGC